This is a messenger RNA of Closterium sp. NIES-65, 564 nucleotides long. The record is from the annotation of a GenBank genome assembly. NCBI's taxonomy places the organism in Eukaryota, Viridiplantae, Streptophyta, Zygnematophyceae, Desmidiales, Closteriaceae.
AUGUCGUACUGGGGCUACUCGGGCUGCGUGGAUAAGGUUACGUGGGAGGUGCACCGUGCGGUUACCGGUUUCGCCAGGCCGUGGGUCACUUCGCUUUGGGGCGGCGUUAUCGCGGAUAAAGAUAGGCCAUGGGUGGAGGAGCAAUUAGACUGCCAGUUCCGCUCCCCCAACGGCUCUCUCGCCCCGCCCAGCCUGUGGUACAGCAUCAACUUCUUCCCCUUCAAGUCAAUAUUCGGGUUGCGCGCGUGCCUGGAUUUUGGCGCGGCCUUCCCCGCGCAGAUGGCACAGAUGAUCGCCACAGGCCGCGCCGUCAGCUCCCCCGCCGUCCUUGCACCAAAUGGACGGCUUGGAUUCCGUGAGUUGAGAGAGUUGGGGAUGAGAUGCGGAAGAGACGGGGAAGAGACGGGGAAGAGACUGGGAAGAGACGGGGAAGAGACUGGGAAGAGACGGGGAAGAGACUGGGAAGAGACGGGGAAGAGGCGGGGAAGAGACUGGGAAGAGACGGGGAAGAGACGGGGAAGAGACGGGGAAGAGACGGGGAAGGGAUGGAAUGAGAUGGAAUGA